AUUAAAUACCACCUUUGCUUCCUUACACAGACAACACACCACAAGUUCCAAACAAUGGCUGGGAAACUAUCUACUGCUUAUGUUUCCCUCCUCCUUAUUUUCCUUUCAGCUGGGACUCUCACAUUGGUUCAUGCACAGAAAACUUGGUGUGUGGCGAAACCCUCAUCAAGCCAGGCGAUUCUUUUAGAAAACAUUAACUUCGCAUGCUCACAAGUGGAUUGCAGUCGCCUUCAAAAAGGCGGUGCUUGCUAUUCUCCAGAUAAUGCAAUCAACCAUGCCUCCGUUGCCAUGAACUUGUAUUUCCAGUCAAAAGGAAGAAACACUUGGAACUGCGAUUUCAAAAACUCCGGUCUCCUCACGCUCAGUGACCCGAGCUUCGGAGGCUGCCAGUACGCGUAGAUGAUCGGCAUGGAAGAAGUUAUAGAAGUUUUUAUUUGCUUCUAUAAAUAGAUGUACUCACAAAUUGAAUAGGGAUAACUUAAAAUCGAUUUUUUUCUAAGGUUCAUGAAGAGUUUUAGCUUAUGGUUCUUUGUUGUUUGCACUGAUCAAAUCCAAUGCUUCGAAUUUGUUUGGGUUUUCUUUUCUAAUCAGUACAUUUCCCAUGUGUACAUCCAAAAUCAGAGGUAUAAUAGGACAAAUUUCUGGUG
Molecule: messenger RNA, 647 nt
Organism: Helianthus annuus (common sunflower)
Lineage: Eukaryota; Viridiplantae; Streptophyta; Magnoliopsida; Asterales; Asteraceae
Product: major pollen allergen Ole e 10
Exons: 4
Coding region: 55-399 (114 amino acids)
Source: RefSeq, a predicted model, not a curated record